Messenger RNA from Wasmannia auropunctata (little fire ant), 1089 nucleotides. RefSeq names its product class A basic helix-loop-helix protein 15-like. Bases 238 to 783 code for a protein of 181 amino acids. The transcript has 3 exons. The record is from RefSeq and is a predicted model, not a curated record. NCBI's taxonomy places the organism in Eukaryota, Metazoa, Arthropoda, Insecta, Hymenoptera, Formicidae. Gene Ontology annotation, molecular function: protein dimerization activity.
CGUUCCAGCGUGGCUCAACAAGUACACGCGGCGCCCAGUUUCCACGGUUUCAAAUUUUGGAAAAUCUUGACGUGACUUGUCAUACAAUUGUUCGCUGCUAAAAUGCAUUAAAUCGACGAGUACGGCACGAAUUGUGUGAGUAAGAUCGUGAAUCGUCGAAUUCCGUCAACCAGUCAACAAUCUGAGCGUCAACAUUGGUAAAAAUUAUAUUGUUUCACUAGACGAAAGGAAUAUACUAUGCGGUCUAAGGUGACGAAUGAAAAUACCUGGGAGACAAAAUGGACUACGGAAUCGUCGCAGAGCGGUAGGAGCCUGCGGCGAACGACGAAAAAAACGGAAUCUUCGGGGUUGAGAUUGUCAAAACCCUCGAGAGGACACUCGGCACGGGAGAGAACUCUCAGGAGGCUGGAAAGCAACGAACGCGAGCGUAUGCGGAUGCACAGUUUGAACGAUGCGUUUCAGUCCCUGCGCGAAGUGAUCCCGCACGUAAUCAAAGAGAGACGGCUCUCGAAAAUCGAGACGUUAACGCUGGCUAAAAAUUAUAUAGUGGCCCUUACGGACGUGAUAUGCGCCAUGAGAAGCGAGGACCGAGGAUCGGAGGAUCAGCAGACGAGCGGCUCUGAACGUCAAGAUUCGUCGAACGGCGAGCAGCGAUUGGAAUCGACCACUAUUCGCGUCAACAUUCCCGUUGCCUCCAGAUCCUACGGAUCGGAGACUCAGAAUUUUUAUCAGAACACUCGCUCGCGGUGGGAGAAAGACCAGGGUAACGUUACAGGCCUCUGAAAAGUUGAAACGGCGCUAACUGAUAUCGAGACGAAGGACGAACUGAGAUCUCUUCAAACGGCAUUUCGACUAGUCUUCCCUUCUUUAAUCGUGCAUGCGUUUACGUCUUCUAAAAAGUUCCAAUAUCCAACGCACUUGUGCAAGUCUUAUUGAAAUUAACGAUGUAUCUUUAUGACUGAUAUAUUAAUCUAAGAAAACUACUAAUUGUAUGUGCCAAAGAAAGAUAGUAUUCAUCGCAGAAACGAAUAAAAGAGAGUAUUAUAUAGAUAUUAAUAAUAAUAAUGUUACCGUAUUUUGUUUCAUAUG